AUGGCAAUUGCAGUUGUGUUGUCACACUGCAAUGGUGUUGCUUCAGUUUGUAACUCCCCAAAAUUUUCAAGACUGUGCAUAAACCUAGCAAGGAGAAUAGCAACAUACAUUAUAUCUGGCCAAGUGGCAGUAAGGUAUAACAGACUUCCCACAAUUCUUCUAUAUUGUUCCUCACUUGCAGGUCCACUGCCAUCAUUCUUGCUUAGCUUAUCUGAUGAAAAAUACAUCCGAAUGAACACAAAGUUGCUCUGUAAGUUGACUACAGCUGCUGACAGCCUCCAACUAAAACCAUUGGUGGAUCUUACUAGUCGUGCUCUUGCACGAAUAAUUGAAGGGAAAACACGUGAGGAGAUACGUGAAAUAUUUCAUCUCCCUGAUGAUCUUACAGAGGAAGAGAAGUUGGAGCCUUUGAAAAUUUCAACUGAUGAUCCACGCAUCCGGCUUUUGAAUCGAUUAUAUACAAGAAAGAGGAGGGAACUUCAGGAAAGAGAGAAAUUGAAGAAUGCCGAGCUCGAAGAAGAGCAAAACGAUGAACGUUCAGUUGAUGAUCUCUUGACAUUCAUUAAUGGAGAAAUUGGAGAUUCCAAAGGGAUUAAAACUUCCAAGAACAAAAAGAAGAAUCGCAGGAGAAAAGAUCAGCAGAAAAGCACGUGUCUAUAUGAGGCCAAUGAGAUCCAUGAGGUGUCGAGCAAUCUUAACUUUGCUUGCCCCAGUGAUGAACUCAACAAAUUUAUGCCUAGUUCUAGUUUGACAUUAAGGCUACAAGAUCUAAAGGAUGAUAGGGUGGAGGACAUGAUUGGGUUUGAUGAUGGUGAUAUUGAUGAUGAGAUUGAUCCGGCAUUGAAGGAAAAAACUGAUAGGGAGGUUGAAGAUUUUGCUCGGAGGUUAAAUUCAGACUGGCCUGAAAGGAUGCAAGAGAUCCUAUCUUUGAGUCAGGAAAGGAGGCCUGUACCAUUUUCCAUUAAUGGAAACGGUUCAUUCAGAAGAUAUGCUUGUAUGCUCUCUUUCUCCUUACUUUUUUGUUCCCUUCCGAAAGCUUCUACCAUUGUUUUUUUCCUGAUACAUAAAACCCUUGUCACAUAAGUAAAUCUGUGCUAAGGUAUUUUUGUUACUUUCUUUUGGUAAGUAAGGUUACAAAUGCUUUACAUGUUUCUCCUUUCAAAUGGCUUUUGAACCUAAUGACGUGCCAUGUUCCUUGAGACCAAGGGUGGAGGGCGAGUGCUAAUCCCACUGGGUCUGUGAAACUUACCUAUGCAACCCGAAAAGAAAUUGUUUUCACCAUUCCUCCUUACUAUAUGAUAUCCAUAAAGUAUGUAGUUGUCGAGUGAAAGCUGGAAAGUAUAAUCUGCUUCCCUGUCUCCUACAUGUGGUUUUCCAAAAUCUCCUUCUUUUUUUUCCAUGGGCUGAUGAAUAUUAUUCAUUAGAUUAUCUUUUCGUAUUCUUGGUUAUUCAUAGUUGGCCGUUCUGUUUGUCAUGUUAUAAUUUUAUCAAGUGAGAGGAAUUGAUAUUGAUAUCGAUAUUGCCCCCCUUCCCUGUUCACUUAGUUGGCUGUGCAUUAGCUAUUUGACAAGUGAUAUUCCCUCACUCAGACAAGCUUAAUUCCACUAGUAUUGUAACAAUCCUGAAUGUUUGAUCAACGUUUGAAUACAUUGUAUAACAUCUCUUUCUUCUGAAUCGUAUGUUAUUCACCGAAGGAUCAGAACAAGAGACAAACAUUAAACUCAAGAGCACUUAUUCAGCAUUACAUUCCCGGUUACUCAUCUUACCACUCGUGCAUACUGGAUUACAUCCAGAGUGGAAACGGCUCGAACAAAACUCUUAUCGGCCAAAGGCUGGAACAAUUUUGACCAGAUGCUAACAGGCUACCAAGAGUUCCUAUUCUCAUUUAUUUGGACCCAAACAUAAUUAUUCUUCCCCUUCAUAAUUUAAUCUUCUUCUUUUGUUGGGGUAAUUAGCUGGGGUUGGAUUUUGGGGGCAACUGUUUGUAUGUUAGGGCAACAAAUAAAUCAAAAAAUAAUACUUCUGCCCCUAUUUUUAUGAGCCAAACUUGUCCGUUUAUCACGAGCUUGUAUGAGGUUACACGAACUUUGUCGUCUCACUU
Molecule: messenger RNA, 2101 nt
Organism: Pyrus x bretschneideri (Chinese white pear)
Lineage: Eukaryota; Viridiplantae; Streptophyta; Magnoliopsida; Rosales; Rosaceae
Product: SKP1-like protein 21
Exons: 7
Coding region: 1-1083 (360 amino acids)
Biological process (GO): SCF-dependent proteasomal ubiquitin-dependent protein catabolic process
Cellular component (GO): cytoplasm; nucleus
Molecular function (GO): cullin family protein binding
Source: RefSeq, a predicted model, not a curated record